Messenger RNA from Strongylocentrotus purpuratus (purple sea urchin), 4360 nucleotides. RefSeq lists its product as uncharacterized. The coding region runs from base 91 to 1638 and encodes 515 amino acids. Gene Ontology annotation, biological process: G protein-coupled receptor signaling pathway. Gene Ontology annotation, cellular component: photoreceptor outer segment; membrane. The transcript has a single exon. NCBI's taxonomy places the organism in Eukaryota, Metazoa, Echinodermata, Echinoidea, Camarodonta, Strongylocentrotidae. The record is from RefSeq and is a predicted model, not a curated record. Gene Ontology annotation, molecular function: G protein-coupled receptor activity.
UUAUAACUAUAAUUGAUACAAAUGAUGUAAAAUACGUUCAUGUCACUUUGUUCUUUUCUCUUCUGAUUUACAGGAGUGUGGUUUGUUUCGAUGUUGUUUGCGCUUCCACCAGCCCUAGGAUGGUCAAGUUACGAGUUCGUCUCUGACAGAGCAAUCUGCACGCUGAAGUGGUCGACGAACAUCUCUUACACCGUCUUCGUCUUCUCUCUCGGGAUUUUCUUCCCCUUCAUCGUCAUCUUCGUCUCCUACUUCCGAAUCUUCCGAACGGUCCGGGCCAACUUCCGCAGGAUGCGGUCACACCGCGGAAGCGGAAAGGUGUACCCAAGGUCAGAGGGCGGAGCAGGGUCAUCGCGCAGGCCUACUGAUGUCAGCGGUCAGAUGGGGAGCAGGGGAAGUUUCGCUAGAUCUUCGUGGUCAAAUGGCAGUCGGCAAAGUCGUUUCAACAACGCGGGUUCUAUCAGGAAUGAAUUUGGUUCGCAGCAUCUGCAGUUGCCGCCAGCGAACGGUCACUUGGGCAGACAGAACCGAAUGCACAAUGCCCCUUCCUUGAAUGGAAGGACUCCGGUUAUGCGGACUGUUAGUGAUAUUUCAAGCGAGAUUGGCGGUAAUGGUCGCAGUCUGUUUGCAUCGAGUCUAGCCCGUCAGAUGUCACUUGAUCGUGAUAUCUUAACCAUUAGCCCAUGUGCAUCUGCUAGCACUUUAGAUCACCACGAGGACGAGGAAGAAUCAGAGAGGGGAAGUGUCAAAUCACCUACUCUGGAAUCAAAAGGACGGAUAUCCGAUUACCUGGUGCAGGACACUACCUAUACUGCCGGGCCGAAUGCACCAGGUGACUUGCAAUCUACUGAAGAUGGCAUCCGGGCAUCCAGACUUUACAAAAGACGCGAGCUCAGAGGAGCAUCGGGAAAAGUUGCAAUUCAGCUUACAUCGGUGGAGGAGCCCAAAACUACUCCCAUCAAUUUUGAGACCAGCCCUGUCGGAGCUUUGAGCCUUGCGUUGGCCGAAAGCAGCAGAGGACAAAACAUUCUCCAAGUACAGACAGCCUUGAACGCCGAACGGUUUAACCAGACGAGCCGCGAUUUACGUCCGAUACCGUCUUCAGCGCAGGAACGACCCAAAACGGCGGGAUAUUACGACGUUGAUAGAGUUAACAAUAACAACGUCCGCAGGUUAUCGGUACGAUCUCUACGACAUUCGUUUCGUCCUUCAUCAGCGCGGGACCGUUCACAGACACUUACAUCACAAAACUCGACAUCUGCAUCGAAUAAUGACGAAUUAAGAGUGACGCUGAUGGUUUGCGCCGUCCUGAUCUCGUUCGUUCUUUGCUGGGCACCCGUAACCAUCGUCAGUUUCAUCGCAGUACUAAACGUGGAAAUUCCCGCACAGGUCGAUAAGUUUGCAGUUUUUAUGAUGUUCUUGAGUAGUGCCGUUAACCCAGUGAUCUAUGGGUUGAUGAAUCGAAAGUUUCGGUUGGGUUUUAGUCGUCUGCUCUGCGGAUGGAGGACGGGCAAGCUGGGUAGCAACGGCUCAAAUCGGUCCAAGACACGCUCUAGGAACAAACUCAAGAAAAAUGGCGUGGGACUACCAGGCCAACAAGUGGAGCGAGACCCAGAGACGGGUAUUACGACGAGACGAUGAUAAUUGUAUUUGUUUUCUGCACAUUUAUAUCCAUUUAUUAUUUUUGUACUGCACAAGACUAACAUUGAUAUUUUUCAGCAGUGAAAGAGCAUUCAUUACUUGUUGCCUUAUGAUUUUUUUUUUUUACUGCAAAACUGAAAAUGGGCAAUCAUAUUGUGCAAUCAUAUUGUGCAAUUCGUCAUGAUUUGCAGAAAAUUGCAUGGCAAUUUAGACUGAGAAUCAUGUGGCCCUUAAUGGCCUUGUCCGUGAAUCGCUCUUCAUUUACAUAUAAAUGUAAGAAUAUGAGGUGGGGUAGGGUGGGGGUGUUCUGCACUCUGCAGGCUGCAACUAUGAACUCAUAUUCAGGCGGAACUGUGGUCAUAAUCCUGCCUAAUAUACCUCAAUUGGUACAAUAUAACCACACAACUUGAUGCAUAAUGUUUACCAGAUCUUAGAAGAAACAUUUUGUUCGCUCGUUUCGCUAGCUUAUAAAUCUAGGUCAUUGUUAACAUAACGAGCUAUCAUGAGAGAAAAGAAACGUCAAGGAUAACACGAAGACAGGAACAGUUGAAUACUAAUUAUGUAUUAAUCGGAUGAAGUAGCGAUGUGAUAAUAUCAUUUCACGUUUAGAUAUAUUCGGUUAUCACUGCAGAUAAAUACUGGGAAAACCUGAGCCGAAACACCAGAAUGCGUAAUCGAUAAAGUAUGUAAUUCUGAAGAAAAAAGGGCAAAAUCCUACGACGGACUAUUUCAUUGUUGUGUAAAUUUGAAAUACGAAUUGUUCAACAUAUCUUGCCACAGUAUUUCAGAAAACGGCUCGUCAGGUAGUUUUUUUUUUAUCAAAGUUUAUAUGAAUCUCCGAAGGAGUUUUUUUAUCAUUAUCUUAUGAUUUUAUAUUAUAUCUAAAUAAUGUGUACAAACAUAGACACAUGUGAACACCUGUAUUAACGCAAUCACCCACCCAAUCAUAGGAUUUAAGCUUUGGAUUUGCAUUCAUUUUAAUCGUUUAUUUCACAUAACCUUCGAUUGAAAAUAAAUAUCUGAAACUUUAUUUAAUUGCCCCGUAAUAUUAGAAUACUAUAACAUAUGUACAUUAAAUGUACUAUACAUGCUAAUGUCAAACACUUUUUAUUCCGUGUAACCAGGUAAGCUAAAAAUAAAAAGGGUUUAAAUUUAUAUUCAUUAUUUUCAAAAUAUAUUUUUAAAGAAUACUUUGAAAUGGUGAUUAAUAUUGAAAAGAGGAAUUAGGGGAGCUAUAUAUAGUGACCAAAAUAGCAAGCCAAGUGAAAAGUUAUGGUACUUGUAGUGAACAGAAUAAAAUUAUAAAUCGAAGAAAGACGAGAAGAAUAGGAUAAGAGGAAGAGGAAGCUAAAGACCCUGUCGGAUGUGAAAAUGAAAUAGAUGAAUUAUAUAUCAACAGAAAGCUUAUAUAAGACAGAGUACAAUAAUAUCAAUUGUAUGCUAUUUUGGAGGGGUGCAGAAAAAGAGGUUUUGAUUUGCUUAUGUGCAAUACCGAGAAGGCAAUUAUUUGUUUAUUCCUUUAUAUUGGUAUUCUAUGUUCAUUCAGCUUCCCAUUGGUAGAUAAAGUUGUAUUUUCAUCGGAUAAGGUCUUUAAAGGAAGAAAAAAAAAGAAAUAGGCGCAUCAGAAGAAGCUGUAGCUGUUGUAGGAUUUAUUAGUAGCAGAAGUAGUAGUAGAAGGACCAGUAUUAGCAUUCAUUACUAGAUGUUCUUGGAAUAAAAAAAGACAAGAAACCUGUUGAACGCCAUCAAUGAAAUUAAUGCCCGGUCAAUGGAUCAUGCACAAUUGGUCCUGUCUAUCUCAGUUGUCUUAUGUCCUUGUGGUUCUACGUCCUACUAAAUAUCCUCCUUCGUCCAGGUAAUUAUUGGUCCCGUUGGUCCAAGCGAAGGAUCCAGGAGAGGGAGCUAAAAUUACAAUCGCAAGCCUAUACCAAAAGGGCACCUGAAAUAUGAAACCUUUUUUGUUGUGGUUGCAUGUCAGACUUUGCCCCCCCCCCCUCCCCACCUUUAUCUUGGACCUGUGAUUCAUUGGAAAUAAGUAAGGGCAAGGUUUAAUGAAACAUAGGAACAAAUAAACAUGAUCUAUUGGAUUUAUAAAUAAAAAGGUACCAUUGGCCGGACUAGAAGCUCAUGCUAAAGUUCUUAACCAGAAACAUUUUUAGAAUUAAUAAAUAGAUUUAAGAGCAUUGGUAGUGGAGAUAUAUUAUUUUGGCGCUACCCCCAAUAAAAAUCAAUAAAGCUUAACACAUGUCUUCAGAGGAAUAGUGGUGGGUCUUAUAUGGAAAAUUAAUCGCUCAAAUCAAUAAACAAUUUAAAAGAAAAUCUUUAGAUGAUAGCAAAUGUCUUUCUAUGAAGGCCUUUGCUUAUAUUUGUAUUUGACAACUCCAAGUUUGUAAAUUAAGAUUACCUGAAAGUCUGAAGAUAAAUGAAACUACAACCUUAAUCAAGAAGAAGAUCAUCUUAUUUAUCUGUGAGCGAUAGUUGAUGAAAUCACAUGAAUUUUUUUCUUCAUAUUUCUAUGUUUUAAUUCACAACUGAAUUUUGUGCUAAUACUGAUUUUAGUGUUAUUUUCUACAAAUUGAUAUGAUGCAGUAUUGUUGAAAUGCAUAUUAUCUAUUCUGGAUUAUGAAUAAAAGAUUUAUAUUUGAUAAGAGAAAAUAGUUUGUUAUUGGUGUAAAUUAUUUCAAUGCGAGUCAUUUUUAAAACAGAGUACUCUAAGAUAACA